GAACAGGGUGACGCCGGGGCAGGAAACCACGCCCACAGGGAAGAGCAGCUGCUUCCGGUGUCGGCGUGUGAGGGGCAGGUCGGGCGGAGUAGAGAGAAGCUGCUAAGGUGACUUCAUUAAGCAAUGGACAAGAAUUACCUCCUGCUGAUUUUCAGCCUCUGGGCUCUCUGUGCCCUUUGCAAACCUACUGAGAAAAAAGAUCGUGUCCACCAUGACCCCCAACUCAGUGAAAAAUUACACGAUGACUCCCAGAGCUUUGAUUACGACCAUGACGCUUUUCUAGGAGCAGAAGAAUCAAAGUCAUUCGAUCAGUUAACCCCUGAGGAGAGCAAGGAGAGGCUAGGAAAGAUUGUGAGUAAGAUAGAUGCAGACAAGGAUGGUCUUGUUACAGUUGAAGAGCUAAGGGAUUGGAUAAAAUUUGCUCAGAAGCGUUGGAUUUUUGAGGACGUAGAGCGCCAGUGGAAGGGCCAUGAUCUCAAUGGGGACAACCUGGUGUCGUGGGAGGAAUAUAAAAAUGCCACCUAUGGUUACAUUUUCGAUGAUCCUGAUCCUGACAACAGUUUUAAUUACAAACAGAUGAUGGUGAGGGAUGAGCGACGUUUUAAAAUGGCUGACAAGGAUGGCGAUCUGAUUGCCACAAAAGAGGAAUUCACAGCAUUCCUGCAUCCUGAAGAGUAUGACUAUAUGAAGGAUAUUGUUGUGCUGGAAACAAUGGAAGAUAUUGAUAAAAAUGCAGAUGGAGUGAUUGAUUUGGAAGAGUAUAUAGGUGAUAUGUACAACCAUGAUAAUGAAGCUGAUGAACCAGACUGGGUGAAGACAGAGAGAGAACAGUUUCUCGAGUUCAGAGAUAAGAACCGUGAUGGAAAAAUGGACAAAGAGGAGACCAAGGAUUGGAUCUUACCCUCUGACUAUGACCACGCUGAAGCUGAAGCUCGUCAUCUUGUUUAUGAAUCUGACCAAAACAAGGAUGGCAAGCUGACACGAGAAGAAAUAGUUGAUAAAUAUGACUUAUUUGUGGGCAGUCAAGCUACGGACUUCGGGGAGGCAUUGGUGAGACAUGAUGAGUUCUGAAGAAGAUCAGUGACUCAGCGCUCACUCCUGAGCACAGGAGACUCCUCACCCUUUUCAUGGGCUUUGGAGGAUGCAUCCAGAAUACAAAGAACAAAAGUAAUUUAUUGCAAACUGACUUUUAAACUUGGGAGAGAAGAAGAUGCAAACCUAACUCUACUCUUUGUAGACCACAUAGACAUUUCUCUGUAAAUUAAUAUGCCUCAUAAUGGCAACAACACUAUUUUCUUUUCACUUUAUUUUUAUUCUGGGAUAUGUCGGCGGUGUUGAAGACUUGGAAUCAUUCCACAUUACUGGCUAUAGUUCUGUGGGUUUAAUGUAGCCAUGCUCAAUCCCUGUCCUAGAAAUACACCAACAGUGCAUGUUUUCCCUCUACCAGGUGGGGGUGUACCUCCAUUAAAUAGAAAACUGUGUGAAUUUACACUUCUUGAGUUUGUAGAGAGAAAUGAAAAUGUGCACUGUUAGGAAGUCUAGAAGACCAGAGUUGAGGGCUACGGUCCUAAUUUCAUCUGACUGUAUAGAGAACACAGUAUAUCCUAGGGUCCCAUGGCAUUGAUUUGUAUACAACUUGUUAAAAUCGCAUAAAAACACGUACAAAUUCAAAGAACAAAUUGAUGUGGAAUUUUCUAAUAGUCAUGUUCGUUCAUGUUUUUUUUUUCGUUUUUGUUUUUUUAUAUAUCGCGAUUGCGACAGAUCCCAGGGCCUUAUUUGUAAAUGUAUAGUAAUUCUUUGCUUGAUCGUUACUCUUCUGAGUAUUCUCAGUUUUAAAUAGUCUGUUAAAGGUCAAUUUGCUGCCUAUUUUUUAUAUUUAAUGUUAUUGAAUUACCUAUAACCUACAUUAAUGGUUACAAUCCUGUAACUAAUUCAGUAUUGGUCCUUUUUUGUUCAUUUCAAAUAUGACUCCUUUUUAACCUAUACAUAGUACGGAUUUUGUAAUGACACUGGCAGAAAAUCGGUUAAAUAAGUCCAGUGAAUGAACAAGAUGAACACAAUCGUUUUUAGUUGUUCUCCCCAAAUUUUGUAUGCAAUUUAUUGAUGAGUAUUAUACAGACUAGGUAGUUCACUCAGCUGAUGCCAGUGUUAUUUCUGAGGAAAGUUAAAUCGUCUUGUAUCGGCUGCUUUGUUUUAUUGAUCACAUUUAUUUAUAUUGGGACUUGAGAUAAUUGAAAGCAAACAGCAAUUUAACAUGUUCGGAUAUGGUUUCUAACUAUACAAAACAAAGCCCAAAUCAAAGCUUUCAUCUUUUUCCAAACUUUAUAAAUGCUUUUUUAUAAUGUGGUAUGAAUAUUUUGAUAUUUAAGACUCCUCUAUAUAAACGUCUGGCUGCAAGGCUGGUCAAGGUGGAAUAAAUGGGUAUCAAAUGCCCUUUUAUUGCAGCUGGCACUUAUAAGCUCUUUUUUUUUUUUUUUUUUUUUUUGUUAACCUCUGUAAUCCACUCAAGGAGUCAGCAGAACAUUUUAAAUCUACAUUUUGUCCAUCUCUAAAUGUUUGCCUAUUUUGUAUUUUCUAAAGGAAAACCUCAUAUAAAUUUAUAGUAUUACCACCCAGUUCAGAUAUGAACACAUAAAAUACACUAGUAUCACAGCACGUUGGUCUUAAAUAUACAUUUAGAUAUGAACAGGGAAAAGCCUUGUCCUUUUGUGUUGUAGGCACUCUCACCACUUUAUGCUAUACUUAUGUGCUAAAGAUGAGUUGGUGUACUUUUUGUUUUAAGAGUCUGUACAACAACCGUUCACUUUUGCAGUUUAUCACAAUUCAACUUAUUCUGAAUUCAUACUGUCAUGGGUGCUAAAACAUGUCUGAUUUGUACAUUGACCUGCUAUUAAAGUGAUUUCCAAUAUG
Rana temporaria (common frog) is the source of this 2910-nucleotide messenger RNA. It is a transcript of the gene CALU, whose product is annotated as calumenin. The record is from RefSeq and is a predicted model, not a curated record. Lineage: Eukaryota; Metazoa; Chordata; Amphibia; Anura; Ranidae. Gene Ontology annotation, cellular component: endoplasmic reticulum. The transcript is spliced from 7 exons. Gene Ontology annotation, molecular function: calcium ion binding. Bases 124 to 1071 code for a protein of 315 amino acids.